Messenger RNA from Malania oleifera, 2758 nucleotides. Its product is annotated as xyloglucan galactosyltransferase MUR3. The coding region runs from base 602 to 2434 and encodes 610 amino acids. Gene Ontology annotation, molecular function: glycosyltransferase activity. Lineage: Eukaryota; Viridiplantae; Streptophyta; Magnoliopsida; Santalales; Ximeniaceae. The transcript has 2 exons. The record is from RefSeq and is a predicted model, not a curated record.
UCGUCAUCACUCACCGUCAAUCCGCGUCGCGCAAAAUCCAACGGCUACCGACGCAGGUGCAGUUAGCGGACGCCUCUAAAAUACGCGGCAGCCUCGCCACCCUGGUUCAUAAAAGCUCAGUGCCUCUCUGUCUCCCCAUCUCCCCUCUCUCACCACGAGUCACUGCGUGCUUCUCUCGUUUCUCUCAACGACUAUUCGCAAAUCUAUGUAAGUUCUUACCUAGUCCAUCUUUCGCUAAUUCUUCGUCGUUCUUUCAGUCCAGUUGUUAGCUAAAGAUCUGUAACAGAAAUGUUAUGAUCUCGGCUAUAUACGGCGAUCAGAAAAUUCUGAUGCUUUAGCUAUAGACUCAAUUAUUUUGUUCUAUUGAGCUGUUUGGAUGCGAUAAAGUUGUGUUGGAUAUAAAGCCAUGCGAUCUUUACUGUUCUUUGAGGAUGAUUUUGUAUUGAAUGUGCAAAAUGAGAACUGAGAUUUAGGGUUUAAGUUAUUGAUUUCUGAAAUUGUGUUCUGGUGUUGUGGUUAUUUCGGGAUUAAUGAGUGGUUGCUCGGGAAGUUGGGGUUUUGAGGUGGGGAUCUGGUGAUUGUUUUGUGGAGGCCAAAUCUGAUGCGACGUCGGCCCACGGCGAGCUUAUUGCCUGAGCACAUGGAGAAGGGAUCAGUGAAGAAUCAACAAAGCCGGCUUUGUUGCCUAGCAUCAUUGGCGGCGUUUUUCUGGUUCAUGUUGUUGUAUUUUCAUUUUAUUGUGCUUGGAGGUAGCCCUAUUGGUGAGUCGGUGAACUUGCAGCCUAAUCAACUUACAACUCGUCAAAUACAACCUGUUCCAGUUAGUUAUGAGUCCUCGACAGCCCGUGUAGAGGCAGCUCAGCAGACAACGACCCAUGAAGAAACCCAGAGUCAGAGUACCCAUCAUCCAGCAAUAACCCAUGAGGAGACACAGAGUACCCAUCAUCCAGCAAUGACCUAUCAGGAGACUCAGAGUACUCAUCCUCGAGAGUUGGAUAAUUAUCUAUUUAUGAGGGCUUUGAGAACCAUAGAGAACAAGAGUGAUCCAUGUGGUGGAAGGUAUAUUUAUGUUCAUGACCUUCCUCCUAGGUUCAACGAGGAUAUGCUUAAAAAGUGUAAGAGUCUUAGCCUUUGGACUAACAUGUGUAAAUUCAUGACUAAUGCGGGGCUUGGUCCCCCGCUUGAGAAUGUGGAAGGUGUAUUCUCAAAUACUGGAUGGUAUGCAACAAAUCAGUUUGCCGUUGAUGUCAUUUUUAGCAAUAGAAUGAAGCAAUAUGACUGCUUGACACAUGAUUCUUCGAUUGCUGCAGCUAUUUUUGUACCCUUUUAUGCAGGGUUUGAUAUAGCACGUUAUCUUUGGGGCCACAAUAUAUCAGAGAGGGAUGCAGCUUCACUAGAUUUGGUUGAUUGGCUUAUGAAGAGACCAGAGUGGAAAAUUAUGGGAGGAAAAGACCAUUUUCUUGUAGCAGGGAGGAUAACAUGGGAUUUUAGGAGGCUUACUGAUAGUGAAGUGGACUGGGGUAACAAGCUUCUGUUUUUACCAGCUGCAAAGAAUAUGUCCAUGCUUGUUGUUGAGUCGAGCCCAUGGAAUGCAAAUGAUUUUGGUAUCCCAUACCCUACAUACUUCCAUCCAGCAAAGGAUGCUGACGUGUUCACUUGGCAGGAGAGGAUGAGGAAACUGGAGAGAAAAUGGCUGUUCUCUUUUGCUGGUGCCCCACGUCCUGACAACCCCAAGUCAAUAAGGGGGCAGAUCAUCGAUCAGUGCAGGAAAUCUAAGGUUUGUAAGUUGUUGGAAUGUGAUUUUGGGGAGAGCAAAUGUCAUUCUCCCAGCAGUAUAAUGCAGAUGUUUCAGAGCUCCCUUUUUUGCCUACAACCUCAAGGCGAUUCAUACACUCGUCGGUCUGCUUUUGACUCAAUGUUGGCAGGCUGCAUACCUGUUUUCUUUCAUCCAGGUUCGGCCUACACACAAUACACUUGGCAUCUUCCAAAGAAUUUUUCAAAAUACUCCGUAUUCAUUCCAGAGGAUGAUAUUCGCAAGAGGAAUGUUAGCAUAGAGAACAGGUUGACCCAAUUAUCUGCUGAGCAGGUCAACUCAAUGAGGGAGGAUGUUAUUAAUCUCAUUCCAAGGCUGAUAUAUGCAGAUCCUCGCUCUAAAUUGGAGACUCUUAAAGAUGCCUUUGAUGUUUCUGUACAGGCAGUUAUUGACAAAGUUACCAAGUUGAGGAGGGACAUCAUUGAAGGCCGUACGGAUGACAAUUUUGUGGAAGAGAAUAGUUGGAAGUAUGCUUUACUAGAGGAAGGACAGCGUGAGGUGGGAUCGCAUGAAUGGGACCCAUUCUUCUCAAAACCAAAGGAUGCUAAUGGAGAUUCAGGUGGUUCUUCUGCAGAAGCAGCUAAAAAUUCCUGGAAGAAUGAGCAAAGAGAUCGAUCAUGAGUAGGGGAAUAGGUUAUAUAUAGAACUUUUAGUAAUGCCUUAACCAUGCAGGCAGGAGCUUAAAACAAAAUUGCCUGCUACAAGUUAGAUGUGGGACACAGAAUGAUGCAGGAACCUUCGCAUAUUUGACACCGUACUCGGGCGCUGACACGGCGCGUCGCUUUGGAGCGACGACCUAGCCCACCCUCGCCCACAUUUCGCUACACCUACUUUGCUUUAUUUUUAUACCAUUUCAUUUCCCAAACUAAAUGUAAUGUUAUAGGUUAAAAAUAUUCUUAUAAUUUUACUAAACUGAUGACAUAAUGCACAUGUUAUUCAUUAUAA